This is a messenger RNA of Colletotrichum higginsianum IMI 349063, 192 nucleotides long. RefSeq lists its product as uncharacterized. Lineage: Eukaryota; Fungi; Ascomycota; Sordariomycetes; Glomerellales; Glomerellaceae. The coding region runs from base 1 to 192 and encodes 63 amino acids. The record is from RefSeq and is a predicted model, not a curated record. The transcript is spliced from 2 exons.
AUGUUACGCUGCGGCUGGACCGUAGCCUCGAAGCUGAUGCCGCUGGCAUUCGGACCGUCAAUGAGAGUUGAUCGACGGCGAGACGCAGUUGUCCUCGGACGGAAGAUCUGCAAUUCACCGGACGCUUCCAAACAGGAUACCGGCGUUGAAAGAUUUGGAACUCCUGGGACAGGGGAACAUGGAAGACGUUGA